Messenger RNA from Brienomyrus brachyistius, 4299 nucleotides. RefSeq names its product centlein, centrosomal protein (gene cntln). Gene Ontology annotation, biological process: protein localization to organelle; centriole-centriole cohesion. Bases 168 to 3761 code for a protein of 1197 amino acids. The record is from RefSeq and is a predicted model, not a curated record. Gene Ontology annotation, cellular component: centrosome; centriole. Lineage: Eukaryota; Metazoa; Chordata; Actinopteri; Osteoglossiformes; Mormyridae. The transcript has 27 exons.
AGCGCGCUGUUUAAAAAAUACAGCGCGUACAGUUUAUUGUAUAGCAGCAAGCUAACUUGUAAAGUACGCUAUGGGUUCCCUUUCACUAAUACAACUUUGGAAUAUGGUGGAAAUCUUUAAGAAAACUUAUACGUCUCUGUAAGGAGUUUCCAACGUGUAGAGGCACCAUGGCCGCGCAGGACAGCAGCCGUGUUUUCCUCCUGGAAGAGGAGAUCCGGAGCCUCACUGAGGAGCUGGUGCAGUGUCAGGCCGACAAAGACUUUGUGUGGUCUUUGUGGAAACGGCUCCAAGUCGCCAACCCAGAGCUGACGGAGGCGGUGAGCUUGGUGGUAGAGAGGGAAAAACAAAAAGCAGAAAUGAAAUACCAGAAAGUCCUGCACAUCCUUCAGGUGAAAGAUGCCAAGAUACUGCAGCUGGAGGAGCAAGCGAGCCGCCAGCAGCGGAUGAUCGACGACAUCGCCCAGAGGAAGGUAUCCGCGGACCAGGAACUGGGCGAGAUCCGUGGGAAGCUGAGAGAGGCGAGCCAGGAGCUCAAGGAGCUGAAGGAGAAGCGGGAUAAGGGCGACGAGGAGCAGCGGCGCACCAUCAGGCUCCUGGAGGAGGCGAGGGGGGGUCUGGACACGCGCUGCUCCGAGCUCUCGGCCAACCUGGAGAGGCUGCGGCAAGAAGCAGCCCGGCGAGAGGCGGAGAAGUGUAGUGUGGAGUCCCAAGUCCAGAGUGUAGAGCAUGACCUCAGUGAGGCCAAGCUGCAGGCCGCAGACGCGCGGAGCCGUUGUGCAGAGCUGGCAGUGCGGCUCUCUGUUAGAGAUGACGACCUGGAGGAGAGAGAACGGCGCCUCCUAGGGCUCGGGCGGGAGUUGCAGGAGGCGCAGGAGCUGUACCGGCAGAGCGAGGCGCAUGCCGCUGAGCAGGCCCAGCUCAUCACACAGCUGGAGGGGCUCCACCGCGAUGCCCAGCGGCUGCUGAGGAGCCAGGAGGAGGCGCACGCCACCGAGAGCGCCGCCCAGCGCAAGCUGUACGCCGAGCUGAGCUCCUGCUUCGAGGCGCUGAAGGCCAGCGAGGCGCAGCUGCGGCAGAACCACGCCUCCUCAGCCGCGCAGCUGCACCGCAGGGAGCAGGCGAUCCGGCAGCUGCAGGCCCGGCUCUCUGCCGCCUACGGGGGCCCCACCCGGCAGACCAACUCCCAGCUCCUCCAGGAACCGCCAAAGGAUCCACCAGCCCCCAGCAACCCAAUGUCGUCCGCCAGCCCCAUUCGGAACCAGGACACACGGCCCCUCCCGCAGAGACGCGAGGAUGCACCUGUGCAGCGUUCCAGGCCCCUGUCCCCGGCGAGCCAGCAUUCCGUGCGAAGGGUCAAUCUGGAGUGCCGGAUGCAGGACCUGGAGGAACUGCUAAGGUUGAAGACGGAGGAGAACGAGGAGCUGCGCAGAGCGCACGGCAAACGGCAGCAGCGCCUCCGUCUGGUGAAGGAGCGGCUGCGGGAGGCGGAGGAGGGAUCCCAGGGCUGGUCCCCGAGGAGGACCCAGCGGCCUGACCCGCGGAAGCUCCGUCAGGAGGACACCGAUGCUGUAUGGAAGGAGUUGGCCUUCUUCCGGCACCAAAACCAGUAUCUCCUGAACGAGAAGGCCGAGUUGGAGGAGACACUGGACCUGCUCCGGGUGCAGUCGGCCGCGGACCGGACCUCCCUGCAGGAGCUGCGCCUCCGUCUGCACCAGGCGCACCAAGAGGGGGACGGACAGGUCACUGGGUUCGAGGACGACAGUGCCAGCGCCCACUCGGGGAACUCGGCAGAGAGAGAGGUGGAACACUCGUUAAAAAAGGUGGAGCAGCUGGAGAGGAAGCUGGAGACACUGGAGAGGGAGGCGGCGCGGCUGGGCGAGGCCAACCAGGAGCUGGUGGAGGCCAAGCGGGGGCUGGAGGAGGCCAACUGGGAGCUGGAGGAGGCCAAGCGGGGGCUGGAGGAGGCCAACCGGUCUCUGCAGGAGUCUGUGGCCCGUGCGCAGAUGCAGGGUGUGGCGCGGCUGGAAGCAGCCCAGGCUCACAGCCUCGCCGAGCGGCAGCUUCUGGGGGCCCGUGUCCGCCAGCUGGAAGAGGAAGUGAGCGCCUCCCGCAGGCGACAGGGACAGGCGCGGCGCGAGCGAGGCCGGGCGCGGCAGCAGCUGCUGGGGCUCCGGCGGGAGCUGGGCGUCCUGAGGGUGGCGCUGGCCCGCCGGGGGAGGGCGGGGGCAGCCUGGCCCCGGGGGGGCCCUGUACCCCUGGCCCCCACGGAGGGGGAGAGCAAGGAUGGCUGGGAAGACACGAACGCAGACAGUGACACGGAGGAGAAGUACUCAGAUAGCCUGGACAACACCCAGCCCCCCACGCGGCAGAGGAAGCACCCCAGCUACACCUACUCCACCACCGAGGAUCCCGACAGGAACCGGACCAGCAAGCGGGCAGGAGGGGAACCACCCCAGCGGAAGAGCAGGAGGGCCCGGGGGCAGCCGGGAUCAUCCGGGCCGGCACUCCGGCGUCGCGUCCUUUCGCUGCAGCAGCAGGUCGCCACCCUGCUGGCCGGGCGGAGAGCAGCGCAGAUGUCCGCGCGGGAGCUGAGGGAGGCCAACGAGAAGAUGACGUCGCAGCUGCAGUCGCUCACGCAGAGGGUGCAGGUCGGCAAGCAGGCAGUGCAGAAGUUGACCGCUGACCUGGCAGCCCUAGAGAAGCAGAAGGCAUCCUUGGAGCAGGCGCUGCAGCAGUCAAGGCAGCUACAGGCCCCCAGCCUGCAGCCCCCUGGCCCUGUGGAGAAGACCCUGGAGGCGGAAGUGAAGCAGCUUCAGACGAGGCUCAAGAGCUCGUGUUCCGAAGUGGCCAAGCUCAGCUCAGCCAAUCGGGCACUGAGGGCGGAGCUUCAGGAGAAGGAUGAGCGAACGAAGGAGCUCCAAGAGAAGAUUUUACACCUAGAGCGAGACGUCAGCAUGAAGAAACAGCUGGUGGAGGACCUGAGGACCAGGAUGAAGAUCCUGCAGGAUAGCGAGAGGAGUCGCAAGGAGAUCGUGGAGGACCUGGAGAGGAGAGUGAAGACGCAAUCCGAUGAGGCCACCAACAGGAAGGCGUUCGUUGACUCCCUGAAGCGGCGGCUCAGCGUGGCCACCAAAGAAAAGAGCGAGUAUGAACUGUCCAAUCAGAAGCUCCGCGCAGACCUGGACAGGAAGGAGCGACGGGCGGAGGCCCUGCAGGCGCAGCUGGCGGAGCGCGAGCGGGCCCUGGCCGAGCUGGAGGAGGCGGCAGGGAGCCACAUGCGUGGGCUGGCCAAGCAGAGCACCGAGGCCCUGGAGGGGCUGCAGAGGGAGCUGGGCCUGGCCCAUGCGCAGCUGGAGCAGCUCUGCAUCUUCGUCAAGACGCUGGCAAGUGAAAUCCAGAAGGAUGUCCAGGACGUGAAGUCUCAGCUGCGCGAUGCGAGGAGGAGGAGGAGGAGGAGGAGGAAGGGUCUGAGCGGGAGCAGACCGGCGCUGAUCCGAGCGCGCUCCAUCGCCGCCAACAUCCUCAACGUGUCCGGCGCAGACCUGGAGGACAUCUUGGACACGGACGAGGAGGACAGUGACGAAGUCAGAAGGGACAUGAAGAGAGAGCAGGACUGGCUAGAACACGUCACUAAGAUCCUUCAGCAUCAGAUCCCUUCCGCGGCCCUCCUAAUGGACGCCGUGCUCGCCAAGAUGAAGGAGCAGAAAGUGCUGACAGAAGAGCUGGGUUCUCUGAAGGAAGGCGUCAGCGGAUCUGCCUGACAGUGGGCGGGCGCGGGCCCCCGUCCACCCCCUCCUCGCCGCACACCGAUUUCUGUGAGGGCGCCCUGCACGUCGCCGCAGCAGAGGGAGGCCGUAAAUGAGCUCUGCCCCGCGCGCCCGCCUGGCCCCCGCUGUGCCGCGCGUUAGCCAUGCGCUAAAUUGGCGAUUCGGCACCGGCAGUCCCGGCCUCGCACUGUGGACUGAGCGCUCAGCUGAAUUCGAAGGGUUUCGCUUUUUAACUCUUUAUUUGUUAAUAAAACAUCUGAAAAGGGAGAAAUGUUAAAAUGCGUAGUAUGUUUUGUGCUAUUUAAUACAUUUUAGUUAAAAUGCAGCAUGUCACACCUUAAUUUUCUUAUUUAUUUAAAUAAGAUCUUAUUUUUAUGCAUGUCAUUGCUUUGUUUUUUUUUCUGAUUUUAAAACCUCAGUGGUCAUUUUUACACAUUUCUUAUCAGUAAUCGGACCUCAGAUUCAUCUAAUAACUUGAAAAAUGUCAUUUUUGAUACAUUAUAUUCAAAUAAACAAACUGCUUGCCCCGGAA